CUACGCGGCGCUAGUUCUCAUUUAGCUCCAGCCGAGAUGGACACUUUUUCUGUUGUUCUGUGGUCUUUCAUUAGUAUUGUGUCACUAAUUUUCAUUUAUUUCAAGAAAAAAUAUUCGUAUUGGAAAGACCGUGGCGUGAAUUAUGUUGAACCGACAUUUCCCCUUGGAAAUUUAUCAAUUCGGAAGGAGCAUUUUAAAGAUUUCACUAUCAAGAUCUACAAGCAUAAAAAUGAAGACCCUUUCGUGGGUGCCUAUAUGCUAACGAAGCCAAUAAUUAUCCCAACAAGCCUCGACUUCAUUCAGAGCAUCCUGGUGAAAGACUUUAGUAAUUUUCAUGAACGCGGGGGAUAUCACAAUGAAGCAGAUGAUCCCUUGACUGCCCACAUGUUCGCCGUGGAUGGAGAAAAAUGGAAAUUUCUACGCACGAAACUAUCUCCGACAUUCACCUCUGGCAAGAUGAAGUUCAUGUUCCCAACAGUGGUUGAAGUAGCGAAUCAAUUCAACGCUACUCUUGCAGAUAUUGUUAAGCCGGAGGCAGAGCUGGAAAUCCGAGAUUUACUCGCCAGAUUCACAACAGAUGUGAUUGGUUCUUGUGCUUUUGGAAUAGAAUGUAACAGUUUGAAAGACCCAAAUUCUGUAUUUCGUUAUUAUGGAAGGAAGGUGUUCGAAGACAUCAAAGUUGGACCAAAAAUAAUGUUAGCUCUUCAUUAUCCGAAUAUAGCAAGGAAGCUGCAUGUUAAGGUGUUUGCAGCAGAACUAACUGAGUUUUUUCUAAAUACAGUUCGUGAAACAAUCGAUUAUCGCGAGAAAAAUAAUGUUAAACGGAAUGAUUUCAUGAAUUUCCUAAUCCAACUGAAAAACGGGGAGAGCAUUGACGAUGAAAGCUCUAAUCAGAUGAAAAAAUUAACUAUAGAGGAGGUCGCAGCGCAAGCCUUUUUAUUCUUUAUCGCCGGUUUUGAAACAUCGUCCACAACGAUGACAUAUUCUUUGUAUGAGUUGGCCCUGAAUCCUGAUAUCCAGGAAAAAGCCCGACAGGAAAUCGAUGAAGUUUUAAAGAAACAUGAAGGAAAAUUGACCUAUGAGGCCGUCCAAGAAAUGACAUACAUUGAUCAACUAAUAAGUGAGGCUCUUCGCAAAUAUCCUCCGGUCGUUUUCCUUAGGAGGAAAGCUGCUGGAGACUAUAAAAUACCAAAUACGAAGAUAAUUAUUGAGAAGGGACAAGAAAUUAUGAUCCCCGCAUACUGUAUUCAUCAUGAUCCUGAAAUAUACCCGAACCCGGAAGUAUUCGACCCAAAUCGCUUUACUCCAGAACAAAUAAAAUCUCGGCACCCUAUGUCAUUCUUGAGUUUUGGUGAUGGCCCUAGAAAUUGUGUAGGGUUACGUUUUGGUCGGAUGCAAACACGAAUCGGUCUUAUCACUUUAUUAAGGAAUUAUCGGUUCAAACCAUCCCCCAAGACUGCAGUCCCACUAAUUUUUGACCCAGCGAAACCAAUACUAGCUCCGAAAGGUGGAAUGCAUCUUGGAGUCGAGAGAAUCGAGAGAAGUUAAUAUACUACAUAGGAACUAAGUUUUCCAGAUAUUGUAAUUUAAUGUAUUAUUAUCUUGCUUGCUGUAAAUUAAAAGUGGGGAUAUAUAUUGUGA
This is a messenger RNA of Hermetia illucens (black soldier fly), 1641 nucleotides long. Its product is annotated as probable cytochrome P450 6a14. The record is from RefSeq and is a predicted model, not a curated record. NCBI's taxonomy places the organism in Eukaryota, Metazoa, Arthropoda, Insecta, Diptera, Stratiomyidae. The transcript is spliced from 2 exons. The coding region runs from base 37 to 1548 and encodes 503 amino acids. Gene Ontology annotation, molecular function: heme binding; oxidoreductase activity, acting on paired donors, with incorporation or reduction of molecular oxygen; monooxygenase activity.